CCAGAAACCUAUGAUUCUCUCUCUCUUCUUUCUUCCUCUCUCUUAGCAUUUUCUCGACGCCCAAAGCAAUGGCCGUAGAGACCCAGACCAAGGCAUCGGAGGCGGCCCAGGAGGUCGUCGUCGCCGGGGCGGCGGCGGAAGAGAAGGAGGUGGUGAAGGAACUGCCACCGCCGCCGCCGGCCCCUGAGGCAGAGGAGGACCCCAAGAAGCAUUCCGGAGAGGAGGCGCCGUCCUUGCCCGCCAUCGGCCGUGCCGUCACCUUCACGGAGGAGAGCAACCUCGUCACCGACCUCGAAGACCCCGAGAAGAAGGCUCUCGACGAGAUCAAGCAGCUCGUCCAAGCCGCCCUCGCCAACCACGAGUUCUCCCCUCCACCGCCACCCCCACCGGCGGCGGAGCCGCCGAUCAAGGUGGAGGAGGAGGCUAAGCCUGAAGAACAACCUCCCCCGGCGCCGGCGACGGAGGAGCCAGCCCCACCAUCGGACAUCCCUCCGCCAUUGGAGGAGGUGCUAAUCUGGGGGAUCCCGCUCCUCGGGGACGAGAGGAGCGAAACCGUCCUCAUCAAAUUCCUCCAAGCCCGGGACUUGAAGGUCAAAGAAGCCAUGGCGAUGCUGAAGAACGCCGUGAUUUGGAGGAAGGAGUUCGGCAUCGAGGCGCUCGUUGAGGAGGACCUCGGCAUCCCGGAGAUGGAGAAGGUGGUCUUCAUGCACGGCACCGACAGAGAUGGCCACCCGGUGUGCUACAACGUCUACGGGGAGUUCCAGAACAAGGAGCUCUACGCCAUGGCCUUUGCUGACGAGGAGAAGAGGCAGAGGUUCCUCCGGUGGAGGAUCCAGUACCUCGAAAAGGGCAUCCGCCAGCUGCUCGACUUCAGUCCUGGUGGUGUCUGCACCAUGGUUCAGGUCACUGAUCUCAAGAACUCGAUUGGCCCCAUGAAGCGCGAGCUUCGUCAGGCCCUCACCCUGCUCCAAGAUAAUUACCCUGAGUUUGCCGCUAAGCAGAUAUUCGUCAAUGUUCCAUGGUGGUAUCUUGCUUUCAAUCGAAUGAUCAGCCCUUUCUUCACCCAGAGGAGCAAGAGCAAGUUUGUUUUUGCUGGGCCAUCCAAAACAGCUGAGACCCUUUUCAAAUACAUUGCUCCUGAGCAAGUCCCAGUACAGUAUGGAGGUCUGAGCAAGGAGAACGACCCUGAAUUCACUGCUGCUGAUGCGGUUACUGAAAUCACCAUCAAGCCUUUGAUGAAGCAACUCAUAGAGAUACCACUUAAUGAGAAAUGCCUUCUUGUUUGGGAGCUCCGAGUCCUGGGAUGGGAUGUGACCUUCGGUGCAGAGUUUGUGCCAAGCUCAGAAGAUGGAUACACAGUGAUCGUGCAGAAGGCUAGGAAAUUAGUUGCUACUGAUGAACCUGUGGAGAAGAACAGAUUCAAGAUUGGAGAAGCAGGCAAGGUGGUUCUCACAGUGGACAAUACCACAUCCAAAAAGAAGAAGCUCCUUUACAGAUACAAGAUCAAGAGCUCUACUGUAUCCCUUUGAGGAGUUUCUCCACUCCUGGAGAAGGGAUAGAAGGAAAGUAACCUUUGUUGAGGGACCUUUUUUACUGGAUAGAUACAGACUUGAGUUGGUGUUUCUUGGGAAGAUGGUUAUUCUAUUUCGACUAGUAUUUUUGCAUCUUGUUUCUAUUUUUGAGUUGAUUAUUUUGUUUAAUGUAAGUGUAUUGGUGUUGUGCUUCUUGGGAGACUCUGACAACUGAGUUAUUUACUUUGUAAAUUAUCUGUGUACAUUUGGUCUCUCUGGAGUUACUCUUGUUAUUUGAUUGCUUUACUAGAAACCUUUGCCAUGGAAGCAUCCA
This is a messenger RNA of Elaeis guineensis (African oil palm), 1845 nucleotides long. RefSeq names its product patellin-3. The record is from RefSeq and is a predicted model, not a curated record. NCBI's taxonomy places the organism in Eukaryota, Viridiplantae, Streptophyta, Magnoliopsida, Arecales, Arecaceae. Gene Ontology annotation, molecular function: lipid binding.